Molecule: messenger RNA, 1044 nt
Organism: Bipolaris victoriae FI3
Lineage: Eukaryota; Fungi; Ascomycota; Dothideomycetes; Pleosporales; Pleosporaceae
Exons: 3
Coding region: 1-1044 (347 amino acids)
Biological process (GO): vacuolar transport
Source: RefSeq, a predicted model, not a curated record
AUGAUAAACCUACUUCACGUCCUGGUGCUCAUAGCAGCAUCGGCGCUUCCCUUUGCAGCCGCCGCCUCGGACAAGCCGCUCAAGCCAUGUACGGUCAUCUCGCCCACCACCGAGCGCUUCUUCGACCUCAACCCCAUGCGCCGUCUGGCGCCUUCGGAGUCUGAUGGCAAGAAGAGCAACAAGAAGGAGGCCGAAGAGGGCAGCUGGCAUGCCAGAGGCUACGACUAUGGCGCAAACUUCACCAUCAACUUCUGCGGGCCUGUUGUAGAGGAGCUCGACGAGGUCCAGGACCUUGACAAGGCCCUCUGGCGCAACGUCAGCGCGUUCUACGAAAAGGGCAGCAAGCAAUGGGCCAUCGGCCUCGAGAGUUCAGAACCCAUAUUCCGCGGUCGCAAACUCAUCCUCAACUACACGGGCGGCUCGCUGUGCCCCUCCUCGCCGUCAAAGUCCAAGCGCGCGCUCGAGCCAGUCGCGCUCGACUCGCGUGAAAUCAUCGACGGGGACGACGACGACGAUGACAAGGGCAAGGACAAGGACAAAGACAAAGGCAAAGAUAGAAAGAAAAAGACGGAAGAACGCCGCAAGACGACUGUCAUUUCGCUCCUCUGCGACUCGGAUCCCCUGGCCAAAACCUCCGUGUCAUUUGUCGCCGCAGUAGACGACUGCGCAUACUUCUUCGAAGGUCGCUCGCCCUUUGCCUGCGGCGGCGUACACCAGGAAGCGCAGGCGCUGAGUCCCGGCGGCGUCUUCGGCGUCAUGGUCACGAUUGCCGUGCUCGUCUAUUUCGCCGGUGGUUGCGUCUACCAGCGCACCGUCAUGCACCAGCGCGGAUGGCGCCAGCUGCCAAAUUAUGCCAUGUGGGCUGGCAUCUGGCGCUUUUUCACGGACAUGUUUGUCAUCUUGACUUCUUCCUGCGCUCGCUUUAUGCCUGCUCGUCGCGGAUACAGUCGCGUUUCCCUGGGCCAGGACAAUGCGCGUAGAGGCCGCCGCAAUGAGGAUGAGGAUAGACUCAUAGAUAACUUGGAUGAGGAGUGGGAUGAUUAG